Messenger RNA from Zingiber officinale, 1106 nucleotides. Its product is annotated as chaperone protein dnaJ 20, chloroplastic-like. Bases 400 to 945 code for a protein of 181 amino acids. The transcript is spliced from 2 exons. The record is from RefSeq and is a predicted model, not a curated record. Lineage: Eukaryota; Viridiplantae; Streptophyta; Magnoliopsida; Zingiberales; Zingiberaceae. Gene Ontology annotation, cellular component: chloroplast.
CUGCUUGCGAGGGCGGCCCUCGCGGAAGGCCGUGGCGGCGCCGACAGUGGCGGCCCAGCGGUCCCCGGUGAGGGAGAGGUCGUAGUUGCGGCGGCGGACGGGAUCAGAGAGCACCUCGUAGGCCUCGCGCGCCUCCAUGAAGCGCUCAGCGUAUCGGCGCUCCUCCCCCGCGGAGCGGCACGCGUCCGGGUGCCACAGCAGGGCCAGCCGACGGUACGCGCUCCGGAUCUCGUUGGCCCCCGCGGUGUUGGACACGGAGAGCAGGUCGUACAUGGUGGUGGUCGGCGCCGGAGCGCUGACCACUGCUGCGGAGGCGGAGAUGGAGAAGCUGCGCCUGAGCCGAGGAGUCCAAUCUGCUCAUCUCGAUUGUUUCCUUGCCGAGCAGCGAGCAAAUCAAUCAUGUUUUCGCUCGCUUCUCCCGUCUCCCCCGCCGUCGCCCCCAGCCCCAGGACUCCUCGGCUCAGGCGCACCUUCUCCAUCUCCGCUUCCGCCGCGGUGGUCAGCGCUCCGGCGCCGACCACCACUAUGUACGACCUGCUCUCCGUGGCCAACACCGCCGGGGCCAACGAGAUCCGGAGCGCGUACCGGCGGCUGGCCCUGCUGUGGCACCCGGACUCGUGCCGCUCAGCGGGGGACGAGCGCCGCUACGCGGAGCGCUUCAUGGAGGCGCGCGAGGCCUACGAGGUGCUCUCCGACCCCGUCCGCCGUCGCAACUACGACCUCUCCCUCUCCGGGGACCGCUGGGCCUCCGCUGUCGGCGCCGCCACGGCCUUCCGCGAGGGCCGCCCUCGCAAGCAGGAGGCCGGCGUCACUGCGUUCGGGAACUGGGACAUGCAGCUCGACGGACUCGGGAGGAGGUCCGCCGUGGCGGACACCGGCGAUGAGACCUGGGGCGGCCGCUUGCGCCGCGCCCGCCGCGCCCGCUCCGCCGAGCAGUGCGUUUGAUGCUUGGAUUUUGGGAUAAAUCGGACGGCUAUGAUCGUCCAAGUGUGGUUUAGAUCAUUAUCGUGUUUUGUAAAUGAACGAUCAAGAUCUACGUACCUACAAGUGUGUUAAACUAUGUGAUCGUGUGUAUCAUCAAUAAAUAAUUUAGCCACUCAUAAAAA